Phodopus roborovskii (desert hamster) is the source of this 1300-nucleotide messenger RNA. RefSeq names its product 40-kDa huntingtin-associated protein. The record is from RefSeq and is a predicted model, not a curated record. Gene Ontology annotation, molecular function: protein binding. Gene Ontology annotation, cellular component: early endosome. Gene Ontology annotation, biological process: vesicle cytoskeletal trafficking. The coding region runs from base 11 to 1189 and encodes 392 amino acids. The transcript has a single exon. NCBI's taxonomy places the organism in Eukaryota, Metazoa, Chordata, Mammalia, Rodentia, Cricetidae.
GCCGGCGAUCAUGGCGGCGGGCCCCGCGUCCUCCCUGGGCGGCGCCGCGUGGCCCGGCUCCGAGGCCGGGGACUUCUUGGCCCGCUACCGGCAGGUGUCCAACAAGCUCAAGAAGCGCUUCCUGCGGAAGCCGAACGUGGCCGAAGCCGGGGAGCAGUUCGCCCAGCUGGCCCGCGAGCUGCGCGCCCAGGAGUGCCUGCCCUACGCCGCCUGGUGCCAGCUGGCUGUGGCGCGCUGCCAGCAGGCACUCUUCCACGGGCCCGGGGAGACGCUGGCCCUCACCGAGGCCGCCCGACUGUUCCUGCGGCAGGAGUGCGACGCGCGCCAGCGCCUGGGCUGCCCGGCCGCCUACGGCGAGCCUCUGCAGGCGGCCGCCAGCGCCCUGGGCGCGGCUGUGCGGCUUCACCUCGAGCUGGGCCAGCCGGCCGCCGCCGCCGCUCUGUGCCUGGAGCUGGCCGCCGCGCUGCGCGCCCUGGGCCAGCCGGCCGCCGCCGCGGGUCACUUUCAGCGCGCCGCUCAGCUGCACCUGCCCCUGAUGCCACUGGCUGCGCUGCAGGCGCUCGGCGACGCGGCCUCCUGCCAGCUGCUGGCGCGCGACUACACGGGCGCCCUGGCGCUCUUCACACGCAUGCAGCGCCUGGCACGGGAGCAUGGAGGCCACCCGGUGCAGCACCCCGAGCUGCCACUGCCCUCGCCGCCUGCCCCUGGCCUCCAACCAGCCCCGCCAGGACCCCAGCCAAGUCGACCUGGCUCAGCCCCGACCCCGACCCCGCCCCCGCCCCCGCCCCUCCCGCUGCUCCCGGACCACACCCCAGGCUCUGCUGCCCCUUCUCCUGGCACACUCGGUGCCUUCGCAGACGUCCUUGUCAGGUGCGAGGUGUCCCGCGUGCUGCUGCUGCUGCUCCUGCAACCGCCGCCCGCAAAGCUGCUACCCGAGCAUGCCCAGACCCUGGAAAAGUACUCCUGGGAGGCUUUCGACGGCCACGGCCAGGGCCAGGAUAGCAGCGGCCAGCUUCCUGAGGAACUGUUUUUGCUCUUGCAGUCGUUGGUCAUGGCUGCCCACGAAAAGGACACGGAAGGCAUCAAGAAGCUGCAGGUGGAGAUGUGGCCGCUGCUGACUGCUGAGCAGAACCACCUCCUUCACCUCGUUCUGCAGGAAACCCUCUCUCCCUCGGGCCAGGGGGUCUGAUAAGUCACCUGAACCAACCAAACAGUCUUUCCUCCUGGUGCCACUUUGUUUUAUCUUUGGGGACAGGUGAUGGAAGAUGCGACCUCGUUUAGGGUUUUGGUUUCCUUUUCU